Molecule: messenger RNA, 3413 nt
Organism: Micropterus dolomieu (smallmouth bass)
Lineage: Eukaryota; Metazoa; Chordata; Actinopteri; Centrarchiformes; Centrarchidae
Gene: cdc42ep4a
Product: CDC42 effector protein (Rho GTPase binding) 4a
Exons: 2
Coding region: 395-1450 (351 amino acids)
Source: RefSeq, a predicted model, not a curated record
CUGAGGAAGGAGGCAUAGUGAGUUAUUGCGCUUCAGAGAACCAGCACCACUUCUGAGGAUGCGGUGACAGCAACGGUAACAUUUCUAUGAAAAAAAGAGAGUCCUCUGUGUCUAACAGUGUUAUUUGGAUUACCAGAGUUGAUCCGCGGUUUGCGUCUCCUUUGGUUUGAUGAACGCGCCCCCAUUGUCAACCUGCUGGGGGCCUAAAAGUGAAGCAGCACCCGGCUUUAUGAAUGGGAUGCUCGGUUCCCGGGCUGCCUGCAUUUGAGGAGUGUCAGUAUUCAUUCCAAGGUCUCUGAGAAGGAUUAUAUUUAAGAAUUUGGAAGUUCUUUUUGUUGCCCGACUGCAUCUUUGACUUAAUCUCUGUACAAAAGAAAACAGCUGAUCAGCCACCAUGCCAAUCCUAAAACAGCUAGUUUCUGGUUCCUCCCAGACCAAGCGCCGCUCACGCAUGGAUCUGACCAGGGAGAUGAUCAGUGCUCCACUGGGUGACUUUCGCCACACCAUGCAUGUAGGCCGCAGUGGUGAUGCGUUUGGAGACACCUCCUUCCUCAGCACCCGUUCAGGGGAACCACCCUCUGAGACCACAUCCCACCCCAGCUCUCCCCGGCCUGGCCUACUGUCUCGUACCUUCAGGAGCAGCAAACGCUCCCAGUCGGUGACCAGAGUGGACCAGCACAGAGACAACGCUCUGAUAGCCCCUGCUGGGUCACCUACCUAUGUGAAAAAUGCCAUGUCUCUGCCCUUCCUCAAUGACGACGACAGAGGGGACAGUAUGGUGUCAAAGAGUUUGUCCUCGAGUCCUUUUAAGUACCAAGGGGACGUGGAUGAGAGAGGUGCAGCUGCAGCUACUCACUUCCUGGAGCUAGAAGAGCGAAGCUUUGGUGAGCUGACCGAGCUUCCGGAGACCCCCCACCACUAUGGCGGUGGCAUGAAGCAUGCUGUGUCAGUAAUGUCUUUCCAUGUCGACCUGGGGCCCUCCAUGCUGGGUGACAUCCUGGGGGUGAUGGAGAAGGAGGAUGACGAUCUUGGCUACGAGGAGGGCAAGAGCAGCGAGGGCCGUGCCUCACCACCUCUCAGCUCCCACGGCGAGGAAGAGGAUAGCGUGGAGAGAGAAAAAGAUGAGCAUACAGAGGAGCCGAUGGAGGCAGAGGAAGAAGCUGCAGAACUGCAGCAGCAGGCCUCCAUGCAUCCAGGCAGCUCUAUUGAUCUGGGGCCUGAGAAUGGAGGGCCCUACACACCAGAGUACACUCCUGAGACUCGGCCCAAACACUUGCAGCAUCUAGACAGCUGCUCCAUGUCCAGCUCUGGUUCUGCUGCUCUGGAUGAGAAACCAAACAGCCAGACCUAUGCAGGAGAUACAGACAGCGCCACCUUCAGUGCCCCGCCAGAGGAGGAGAGCAACUUCUCCUCUUUCUUGGAGGAUGAAGACGAUGAGAUCCGCGUAUGAGAUUCCAAAGCCUUCUAUGAAACUAGCAAGUCCUUUGACAGUGUGGAUUUGCACUUGAACAGAAGUAAGACACUGUCGUCGGUUACUGUGGGUAUGGAACUGUGAAGAAGACACGGAGUACUCCUACUUUGUAGGUCUGCAAGGAGAGAGUGACUGCUCCUUUAGGACAAGCCCAAACUCCAUCUGUCAGAAAGCCUUACCCUCCACGUUCUGUUUGACUGUCAAUCUGUCUGAGGGAACUGACAUGGAAGAGCAGCCACUUUUUGAAUAUGGAACAUUCCAGAAGUAAGCAGGGAGGAUGAGUUGGAAAGAAACUUUUGUAGGAAAAACACUUUCCACAACUAAAGCUUAGUUCACGCUUUCGCUCUCUCUCUCUCUCUCUCUCUCUUUCCCUUCUCACUUGAUGUGUCACAUGUGCUUUUUUUUCAUUUGGUUUGCCUCUCUCUUCUUGCACUUUCUCUCUCUGGCUGCGGGACAUCAAGAGGCCUGAGCUGAACAGAAGGCCUCUGUCACCACAGGAUCACUGGUAGGUAUCUUGUCACAAUAAAGGGGACCGUGUUUGGCACUGGAGUGUGAAGCCCUGCCUUGAGCCUCUUUCAUCUUAAAAUAUUAUUGUAAAGCGCCAUAGAUCUGUCAGAGUUUUCUCCCUUAUGUAACUCGGGCUCCUUGUGACGCUGCUCAAAGGCUGCCAUUUCCUGCUCUAAUACUGGACCACAAAGCCCCAAGCCCUAAAUUCUCUUCUGUUUUUGAUUCACUGUGAGCGCCACACAGGCUUAGCCUCAGUUUGAAUUUGAGAAAAGCAGGGAUGAAAGGUAAUGGAGACGUAUUGGCCUGCAUUAAAGCAUGAAGCAUGGUGUUACUACAGGAAGCCAGAGGUGUGAAGAGCAUUGUGUGGCGCACUGGAGGAGGACUGUGCACUGUUUGUUUUCUCUUUUCCAAUGAACAGAUUUUGUUUUGUUUUUUUUUUUUGAAAAAAUCCAUAAUGAUGAUGAUGAGCAGAUUUCCGUAAACUGACAUGAAUUGGCCUACUUCCUUCUAAUCUGUUAUUUCAAGUUGAAACUGAAGAGUCUGAUAACCACUUCCUUCCUUGUUUUUAUACAUUCGAGCAGCUGCAGUGGUGCAACUGAACCUUGUAAAAUAUGUUCAUCCUCAUUAGUCCAGGGGCUGCCUUAAUGUGUAAAACAAUUUCCACUACUACUCACGAGCAGGGCUUUGGGGUAUGCAUUAUUGAAAAAUUAGUGUACCAGCAGGAACAGUUAAAACGGAAACUACUCACAUUUGGUAGUUAAAACCUGUUGUUUUUAUCUUUGAUUUAAAAAAAACUUUUGCUAUGUUUGUGUUUCUGUUUGAAGAGUGGAUGAAAAAGAAAGACGCAGCCAGCAAUAGAUGCAAGAGCAUCAAGAAAAGAUUGCUAUUUUUAUGCAAGUUGCAUAGUCAUUGCAGCUUGACUGUAUCUCUUGCAUCAUUAAAAGCCAUGGCCAGAAGUAUUGAGGCUUAGUUGCGCUGAUUGAUUUCACUGCCUUAACUGAAACUGACAGAUGUGCCAAAUAAUUAAAAUAAUUUUAGUAUGAAGCUCACUUUUGGGAGAGCCUGUCAACUCUGUCUGCCACUUCUUUCUCUGUAUGGGUAAUCGCUGUUGAAUUUAAGACUGAGUUCCAGCUUGAAGCUUAAAAAAAUAAAUAAAAUGGUGUUCUGAGAUGUGAUAUCAUGCAGGAGGAAAAAGGAGAAAAUGAAUAUGCAUAACUGGAUAUUUAUAUUUUCAAUCACUCAAACACUACAUAAUAUAUUCAGGUAAUUUCUAGGUUUAACAAUUUGGUGCGAAUGGGAAGUUGUCUGUGUUCUCUCUGUAUAAUUUUGUAUAUUAUGCCUUACUGUUGUCAUCUUUACUGUAGAUUUACAGCUUUUUCCCCCUGUAUUAUUCAAAAAUAACCUAUAUUUUUCAAUAAAAGAAAUCCUGAACAUC